GUUGUUCGAGCGCUUGAUCAACUGACCGGUGAAGAGGUGGCUAUCAAAGUAAUCAAGAAUAAACGGUCAUUUUUACAGCAGGCUGAGAUCGAAAUUAAGCUGCUUCGCGAAAUGGCUGUUUUCCAAAUGAACGAUCAAACGGCUGCUGAGGUUGGGGCUAAUUAUAUCGGUGAGUUUCUCCGAUAA
This is a messenger RNA of Echinostoma caproni, 186 nucleotides long. The record is from the annotation of a GenBank genome assembly. Lineage: Eukaryota; Metazoa; Platyhelminthes; Trematoda; Plagiorchiida; Echinostomatidae.